This is a messenger RNA of Epinephelus fuscoguttatus (brown-marbled grouper), 8965 nucleotides long. It is a transcript of the gene ttc13, whose product is annotated as tetratricopeptide repeat domain 13. Lineage: Eukaryota; Metazoa; Chordata; Actinopteri; Perciformes; Serranidae. Bases 131 to 2611 code for a protein of 826 amino acids. The record is from RefSeq and is a predicted model, not a curated record. The transcript has 23 exons. Gene Ontology annotation, molecular function: protein binding.
UCUCUGGCUGCGGCGCUCUAACUCGUCUUCUUCUUCUUCUUCUUCGCCUCCCGGAGACUCGCGCGUGAGGGGGGCGUGUUCGUUGAACUGCAGCAGCUUCCGCUCUCUGGCGUCACACAUGUAGCACAACAUGGCCCCUGCAAGCCGGGCUGUUGUUGUGGUAGCGCUCUCAUUGCUCUACCUGUGUCGGGCAAUCUUCUCCUCCGAGUAUUUCUCCACUCUGACUUUGUUCAACAAUGAGCUCCACAAGCAGGGAUGCAGCUCGCUGUCCGAGUGGGAAGAGUACGCGGCUGACUGCGAGUCCUCAAUUUUACAGUUGGAGGACCCAGACUGUGAGGAGGGAAGCAACCCGCCCUGCGAGUCAGUCUUCUCACUUAACGCAGAGAAGAUCCUGAACCAGGCCAAGUUGUUUAUAGAGCAGAAAAAAAUCCCCUUCCCUGUAGAUAACCACAACACAAACGAAGAAUUCGCUAUAGGCUACGUUCUGAUAGGCAACGGCCUUUAUGAUGAAGCCAUCAAACACUUCUCACUCUUAUUACAGGGCGACCCAGAGCUGGUCAGCGCCAUCUAUGGGAGAGGGAUAGCUUAUGGAAAGAAAAGUCUACAGGACAUAAAGAAUGCUGACUUGGCAUUGUAUGAGCUCAACAGAGUCAUCACCCUGGAGCCUAACUGGCCAGAGGUCUACGAGCAGAGAGCAGAGAUCCUGUCUCCUCUGGGUCGUAUCAGUGAAGCCCUGAGCGAUCUGACCAAAGCCAUCCAGCUGCAGCCCUCAGCCCGUCUCUACAGACACAGAGGAACACUGCUCUUCAUUUCAGAGGACUAUGUGGCAGCUAUGGAAGACUUCCAACAGUCUUUAGAGCUGAAGAAGAAUCAACCUAUCGCCAUGCUGUAUAAAGGCCUCACCUUCUUCCACAGAGGCAUGCUCAAGGAAGCCAUUGAGACAUUUAAAGAAGCACUGAAGUUGAAGUCUGACUUUAUAGAUGCCUAUAAAAGCCUUGGACAGGCCUACAGAGAGCUGGGUGAUUUUGAGUCAGCGAUGGAGAGCUUCCAGAAAGCCCUCAUGUUGAAUCAGAACCACAUCCAGUCUCUUCAGCUGCGGGGCAUGAUGCUGUACCACCACGGCUCGCUGCAGGAGGCCAUAGGCAACUUCAAGAGGUGUCUUCAGUUGGAGCCCUACAACGAGGUGUGCCAGUACAUGAAGGGGCUGAGUCACGUGGCGAUGGGCCAGUUUUAUGAGGGCAUCAAAGCUCAGACUAAAGUCAUGUUGAACGACCCGCUGCUGGGACAGAAGGCCAGCUCUGAAUACCUCAAAGUGAAAUACCUCAGAGAGUACUCUCGCUACCUGCACUCCCACCUCGACAUCCCAGUGGCAGAGUACAACGUGGAUCAGGACUUACCGGGGAACUUUAAGAACCACUGGGCCAAGAACCUGCCUUUUCUAAUAGAAGACUAUGAAGAACAGCCGGGCCUGCAGCCACAUAUUAAAGACGUGCUGCCGCAGAACUUCGACAGCUAUAGCAGUGAAGUCCAGAAGCUGAUCUGCACAGCCGACCACCUGGGGGCGCUAAUGCAAUACGACACUCCUGGUUUCUUACCAAAUAGGAGAAUACACAGAGCCAUGGGUUUAGCAACCCUGGAGGUGAUGCAGGCAAUGCAUCGAACGUGGAGCAACUCCAAAGUCAGAGUCAACGGCAAGACCAGGCAAAUGCAGUGGAGAGACAUGUUCGACAUAGCCGUUAAAUGGAGAAGGAUCGCGGAUCCAGACCAGCCAGUCCUGUGGUUAGACCAGAUGCCCGCCAGGAGUCUCAGUCGGGGCUUCAACAAUCACAUCAAUCUCAUCAGGGGACAGAUUAUCAACAUCAGAUACCUGGCCUACUUUGACAACAUCCUCGACUUCAUCAAAGACAGAAUACUGGUGUACCACGGGGCGUACAACCCCAGAGGACUCUUAGAGGUCCGACAGGCCCUUGAAAAUGUGAAUAAAGUAGAAGAUCUGCUUCCUAUAAUGAAGCAGUUCAAUAGUAAAACCAGAGAUGGCUUCACGGUCAACUCCAAGGUGCCGAGCGUGAAGGAUCAUGGGAAAGAGUAUGACGGUUUUACCAUCACCAUCACUGGAGACAGGGUGGGCAACAUGUUAUUCUCAGUAGAGACGCAGACGACAGAAGAGCGGACGCAGCAGUACCAGUCAGAGAUAGAGUCCAUCUAUAAAGACCUCACCGCCAAAGGGAAGGCGUUAAUGCUGUCUACAGAACUAGGGGAUGCAGACGCUGUGUGUAAUCUUAUCCUCUCCUUGGUUUAUUACUUCUGCAACCUCAUGCCCCUCUCCAGAGGAUCCAGUGUGGUGGCCUACUCAGUCGUGAUGGGAGCACUGAUGGCCAGUGGCAAAGAGGUGAUUGGCAGGAUCCCGAAAGGAAAGCUGGUGGAUUUCGAGGCCAUGACCACACCCAGUCCAGACAGCUUCAGUAAAACAGCAAAGAACUGGAUGAAUCUCAAGAGUUUACCAGGUUGGUACCAGAGUCUUCCGUCUGUAGCAGAGACCUUCCCGUCCACCAGAACAAUGAUCGAGGUUCUCAACACAGACUCGUCUUCACAUUGUCCAAAGAAGUCCUAACACAACUUCCACACAGAAGAGAAGUGUAUUUGAUAAAGUCUUAAUAAUGGAGCUCGUACACUGGACAGAACAAAGGGAAUGUCUUCUUCUGCAGCCCAAACUAAACUGAGCUCAGUUCUCCAAAAGCAUCUUAGCUUUCAUGGUAAUUGGUUAAAUUUUAAAUUCAUAGUGUUAUUGACACAUUUGGGAAGAAGAUAUUGGUCCUGGAUAGAACUGAGCUGAUAUUAAUACAAAUUCAAAACAUUUUAAAGAGACUUUUCCUCGAUGAAGGGUCGAGAAUUAUUUGAUCAGUUAAUCUUAUUUUGGUAUUGAAUCAUCCUCAAAGCCUGCUCUGCUCUCUGUCAUCCUCCCUCACACGACUCAUAGUUUGAGUUCUUAAACCACUCAUACUGGAGGCUUAUGAAUACAUUAUGUCACAAAACCUGAAAUUAGACAUCACAACAAAAGACAAACAGAGCAGCCAUCAUUGGGACACCUGUGAAUUACCUGUGUUAAUAUGUUAUUUGGACACCUGUGUAUCAGCCCACAGUAGAUUUGAUCAUCUUUGUAGGCAGAGGUGUGGACUCGAGUGACAUGAUUUGGAGUCGAGUUAGACUUUCAAACAAAUUUGAUCAGUUUAGACUCGACAAAAUCAAAACGACUUGGAAUUUGACUUGGACUUUAACACCAAUGACUCGUGACUUCACUUGGAAUUGAGCUUUUUCACUUGAAAAUAGUUGAUACCUUCCUGCAAGCCCAAAGAAUAAAAAGUGCACCAUGAAAUAAAUUCAUUUUCCAUCAUUUCCUGAAUCAGUUAGGCCUAACAUAACAUAACCUAUUAAUCCCCAGCAAGUCGACACUUAAUUCCCCAAAUGAUCCACUUUGCUUGAACCAAUCCCACUGCAUCCAGUCAGGUUGUAGGAGAAAACCAAUAAGAACUAACUUUACAUUUCUGACUGCCGGUUGGAAAAAAAUGAUACCAAAGAUAAAUUCAUUUACGUACAAAAACUAUGCUGUCGUCAACAUAAUCUGAAAGUUAAAUUACAGUUGGAGGUGCAACAACUUCCAAUAAGUCUGUUUUAACAAUAAAUACAAAAUUUGGAAAGCAUUUAAUUUAAUGUAUCAUUACUCUUUUUGGAUUACAUUCGGUGAAAAGUGCAUUGUGACUUGUUUAGUUCUCCAAACUCAAGGUUUAAGACUUGGGACUUGAACCAGGACUUGCCAGUCUUGAUUUGGGACCCAACCCGGGACCUACUUGUGACUUGCAAUUAUUAUUAUUACCACUUCUUAAUUAUUUUAAAACAAUAUAUGACACAUUUGGUGAAAUUGUAUAAAUUUUUAAAGCUCAAUAUUGAAUCAAACGUUUGUUCAGGUACAAAACACACUGACAUUAUGGUGCUUGUGACAGCACAUCUUUCAAUCAGUCCCAAUAUUUCCAUACUCCAGCUGUUGGGGAGAACGGCAGAGAACAUUGGUGUCACAGUUUGGGAUGCAGAAGCGAUUCUGUCCACCCUCUCUUUUUCUCUGCUUUAUAGGCCAGCUGAAGCACACAGUGCAUCUCAUGAACCAUCAGCAUGAACAAUUUUAUGUUCCUUAGUCAGUCAUGGUUAAAUCUCAGCUUUAGAUUACCUUGAACUUUAAAUUGGAUGUUACGUUUAGUUUGUAAUUGGCACUUUAAAACUUAAUUUGAACCACUGAGCACAUAUACACGCACUCAGAGUCCAGCCUAUCAGCAGAGAAGGAGUUCUGGGAUUUAAAAAGAAAAUUCUAAAUCCAAAACCUUCAGGGCUAUUGAAUUCCACUUGGGAUACUUGAAGCAGUCUCUUUUGUUUAGUUUUCUUGACACUUGCAGGAAGUGUCACUUCUCUUAUCGGGUGUUGAACCCCGCUUUCUUUUAUCGUGACCAAUAACGGGUUGGUGUUAAGAUGGGUUGGCUGCUGAACUAGUGUGAGAGCAACAGUCAGAGAUUUUUAGAGAAUUGUCAGUGAGGUACUGGUUGCUUUUUGUGACAGUAAGUCCUCAAAGAUUUGUCAGUUAAUCAUUAGUUGACCAUCAGAAAACAUAGAUUAUUUAUUUAAUGACUAAUCAAGCAAAGAUAUCAAACAUGCUGUUGUUCUGAGUUUUAUGUCAUUAUACUAAAUUAAAUAAAUUUGGGUUUUUGGCUGUUUUUGGGACAAUAAAUCAAUGAAGAAAGACAACACGCACUCUCAAAAAAGAAGAAAAAAGUCUGGAGGUGCUCGGCAACAGAACAACAGUAUAAACAAGAAAAAGCCAGCAACACUCUGUGUCCUUUGUAGGCAACUUUUAAUACCUCACUGGUACAGACGGUUAAACGCACAGACCGGUUUCGACAAGUGUCUUCCUCAGUGUGUGAAAAGACAGAAAAGCAGGGUGAGACAUACAGAAGUAACCUCCACUCCCAAUCACACAGCUGCAUGGCAUUAGGUAAUCACCAGAGCACCAAGCAGAAUCCUGAUAAUCAUAGACACACAUCUCAUAGAAGAGAAAAAAGUACAAAACAUGUAUCAGUAGGUAUUAACUGGACCAAUAUCAAGAAAACACAUCUAUAAUAUGAAGUCCUAAGAGUAAUAAAUACUUCCUGAGUACACCCAAAAAAAUAAAUAUAUACAAAAUACUACUUAGCAGCAAAUGGUACAGUAAAAAAUAUAUAAAGUGCCCCAGGUCAAAGCAGUAGAACAUCAUAAUAAAAGGAGCUAAAGUCACUCAGCACAGUUAAAGGACAUAAAGUGCUGAUAUCACGGUGACCCUUCCUAUAUAUAUAUAUAACAAGGCAUACAUUCUAGUACGGCACACAAACAUGGCAGAAUACGGCAUAGAAUAGAACAAAUGUAAAUUUGUCAUAAUACAUCUUAAAACCUAUCAGAAAUAUUGACAGGGCAAACAGUAUGAAAAACAGUGAUAAACAACACUACACAAUUUUAUCUUUUACAAAAAACAGCUCAAGAGAAGUUCUUCAUUCAUACCCUUCGGGUGUUCAGUUUACAGCGUGUGGAUCCAGAAGGCUUCACGUUGUAGCAGCCUUCUCUCAAUAUAGGCCUUUUAGGACAAUAACAACUCGAAGACAUCCUUUUGGACUGUGGGGCAUUUUCUUAUAUUUUUGGAAGUAGUUUGUUGCUUCAUAGUUUUCUUUACAUUUUCAGUUUGACACUACCGAGAAACAGAAGAAAAUAUCAGAUCAUCAGUGCAAAAUCAGUAUUCUUACACGACAAUAUGAAACAGUUAUUUUGGUCUAAGAGUUUAAAAAAAAGAAUGCAGUAAAUCCCCGAAGAAUUCAUUCAAGUCUAUAAAAACUGGAAAAGGAGCAAUGGCCAACAUUUUUUUCUUAUUCCUAGGGCUGAUGGAUUAAUCCCUCCAUUUUUUCAAUUAAUAAUUUGUAAUAGAAAUGAUUAGUUGCAGCGCUUGCUUCAUGUCUACCUAGCUAUGUACUGUGGCAGAAAGACUUAACAAAUAAGGGUAAUAGGCUGCACUCAGUUAUAAACCAAUCAAAAUAUUUGUUAUAAACAUAAACUUUGGCAAGAAAACCCCCACAUCGCGUUCAUAAAAUGAAGUGGUUUUGAGCAAACACUGCUUCCUUUUUAGAUGCCUAAAGAAGGCCCGCCUAAAAAAUCAGUAUCAGUUAGAGUGGAUGCUCUAUUAAGAAUAUUUUAACUGCUCUACCUUGCUGUCAGACAGCCCUGUACAACAGGGAACUGAUGCCGUUAUCGCAAAGCCACCAGACUCUAUUGACAAAAACAGUAAUUUUACUUCACAGAACACUGAAGUUGCUGGUCUGCCGCUGCCUCGAUCAGUCAGUGUGCAAGGUGAAGCAGAGAAAGUAUUCCAAAUGUAGCGUACACUUGAACUGAUUGACUUUUCUAGGUGGCUAAAAUAUGUUUUGCUUUGGCCCCCGUCCACACAGUACUUCAUAAAAUGAGCACCAAAGAAUCCAUUAAACAUUUAAACAUUACAAUUACGGCUGAAAAUGACAACAGAAAUAAACAAGUUGGCUGAUUUAACGUAUCUCCACAACUCAAAUCAGUUGCCAAUUGUCUACCUAGAAGCGACUGUCGUUAGCGCGACAUCACGAUGAGUCGGGCUGUCUCUCUCACAUCGAAAUAAAUAAAGAGUAAAUGCAACCUGGUUGUUUAUAGCAGUGGGAAGUUCUCCACAAGCAUCUUAGCUUUAAUGGUAGUGGUUUGCAUUUUAAAUUCAUAGUGGCACUUGACGCAUUAGGGAAGCAGGCGGUGACUCUUCCUCUUGGUCUUGAAGAGAACUGAGAAAUUUUCUCUAUAAAGUCGUGAGAAUUAUUUGGUUUCAAAAAGCCACAAUUCAUCUUAUUUUGGUAUCAAAUUCUCUCUCAAACCCGGCUCUGUUCUCCGACAUCUUCCCUCACACGACUGUUAGAUUGAGUAAUUAACCCAGUUAUACAGGAAGCUCAUAAAUGUAUUAUUACGUCGCCCACGUCAUCACAAACCCUAUCUUAAUAGGUGUCCUAUAAUUAUGAUAAUUAUAAGAAUAUCUAACAUUUUGUCAUGUACUCAAUAGAUAUUUGUCUCCAAAUUUGGCCACAGAUAUAAAACCUAAACGUUCUCUGACAUCUCUGACUGUUGGGUCUCGUAGAGGAGUAAUUAUAGAUAUGGGUAAAAGCACACCACAUACUGUUAUCGUCUUUGCUAUCAUUCCUUUAGCUUGCAUCGGAUGCCAGUUGGAUUUUCUUAUGAUCUCAUGGGUUAAAUUUGCUUGUAUGAGCCGUUCUUUGAGACACCUGAGAGCAAUAGUUUGAGAGAGAGAGCUCAUAUAUCUUCACGUCUUAAUCAUCAGUUUUUUUUCCCCUGGUCCCGACAUAUGUGACUAAGUUAACUUCGCAUAGCCUCAUCUCUGUCUUAUCAAGAUCACAGUUUAUCUGGGGAAAACCUGGUCAGGAAAAAAGUGGAUGAAAAGGUUUCGGAAAUCUUCAUUAAGACAUUUAAUUGGCUUUAAAUUUUAAAAUCUCUUGUUUGGUUUUCUGUUGUGUCCAUUUAUUAAUUUAAAAGAAUGAGUCUGUUUCAUGAAAACUGAACACACACAGAUACAGAUCAUAAAACUGAAGCUGUUGGGGUGAUAUGUGAGGGGAAAUGAUUUACUCUGAAUGGGAAGUGAUGUUUACAACCUUAAAAAACAAAAGAACUUGAGCGAUAUUGAGGCUAAACUAGCGUGCAUGCAGCUGCUGCCUGUUUUUUAAAGACUCACCAACGUUGGUUUAAGCACAAGGAGGAAACAAUUUCAGCAGAUAAAGGUAUUCAGUCUUAUGAACAAACUUUUUCUCUUUAAUUUCAAUGUCAAUUUAUAAUUGAAUGUCCAGUUUCUUUAUUUUGUCAUUUAAUAAGAUCCACAAAGUCAGAACAAAUUGAUCUUCUCAGCGGCAUAUCUAAUUUAUUUCCUGCCUUAGUCUGCUUUGUGUCACUUUUUCUUUUCCAUAUCAAUGAUUGUGCUGACUGGUCGUCAUUUUCUUUCUGUUGUUUUGCACUGGGUGACCCAGUCAUUAAGUGCUACGGUGGGCUCUUAAAGCCUGAAACUUGAAGGAGGGGAGUUUUUUUUUUUUUUUUAAUUGAAUGAGUGAAUGAAUGUUCAGCAGUCAAUAAAACUGGCUGACAAUUUUAACAGGCUCUGUCCAUUUCUUGGUAAUCUUUAAUUUUUUUAUUUUUUUUUUUUACUUAGUAUCUCAGAAUUUACCUCAGUAGAGUCAAUUUUUAAUUGAGCGCUGUAGCCACCUUCAGUUAGAGAUUUUAUUUGCUAUGCCAAGUCUGCCAAGAGUGACAGGUGCACACAUACAAUAUCCAAUGUUACACAUAGACAUGAAAGAAAGAAACUCUGAAAUUGUAUCUGCCCAUCUAAACACAAAAUCAGGGAGAAAGUCAUCAGUCUUUAGUUAAGCAAAGCAUCUGAAGAGUGACUUGUGAGUCUAAGUAGAAUAAUGAAUAAGGUCCAGUAAACCCAGAAUGUGAUGUCCUUAUAUGAGGACACAGGAUCAAAGGAGGAUACAGAAAGGUGUUUUUGCCCAUCUAAUUACUACACCUAACAAAAAAAAAAAACAUUUGUCUGAGUCUUGUUGAGUGGUUGUGAUUGACCCCUAAGUGAUGAAAGUAGUUAUCACAUAGUAAUUAAAGAUAUAUGGGGACUUCACUAUAACUAUUUAAUGUGUAAGUCCCAGCUUGAAGACAAUUCAGUUGUAGAAAAUGUUCUGAAUCACGAUGCCCUACUCAUAAAAUAUGCAGUGUCAUGGAUUAUAACAUUAUUACUGCAUUAAAAUGUUAAAUCUGUAAAUAUGACUCAAAUUCUUCUCACAUUUAAAAAUAUUUAAGUAAAUUCAGUUCACGAAUUUAAGUGGUACUUGUG